Guillardia theta CCMP2712 is the source of this 7608-nucleotide messenger RNA. RefSeq lists its product as hypothetical. Bases 1 to 7608 code for a protein of 2535 amino acids. Lineage: Eukaryota; Cryptophyceae; Pyrenomonadales; Geminigeraceae. The record is from RefSeq and is a predicted model, not a curated record. The transcript is spliced from 15 exons. Gene Ontology annotation, molecular function: protein binding.
AUGGAGUUCAUGGAAGAAAAUGAUUCUUCAUCAGGGACAGAGAAGGUUGAGAUAAAUCAGGUCCCAGACUUACUGACAGAAUUCGAUGCUUCCUUCAGGAGAGGCGAAUAUGUAGUGGCACAAGCAAGAAUAAAGACCGCAUUGAUAUCAAUUGAGGAGGCAUUUCCAAAUCAGCAUGAUGACUUGUGGAUUGAUGCUUCCCUCAAAUUUUCUCGUGUCCUGGCGAGAAGAAAUUUGUUUUCAAAUGCAUUACAGAUAAUCGAGAAGGUAAUUCAAGUGACCCUUAAGCUGGCUCCUCGUGUCGACCAUGUUUCUGUGCUGGAGCCGAAACUGGAGCUAUGCAUUUGCCUUUUACAUUCCGGCAGCUACGAUCGAGCUUUUGAAUUGUUGCAGCAAUUAAGUGAAUGGGAUCUGACAUCGAAAUUGGAUGAGAAACAUCCAUUACUUGCCAAGAUGAAUUAUGCGUUAGGAGUGAUGUAUUCCGUGCAGGGCCACUGUGUAAAAGCUGAAGAGUACUUUCUGAAAUCCCUGAAAUCACGUGAGAGUGGAACAAAUGAGCUGGAAGACGAAUAUUUCGCAUCCAAAUGCUCUUUGAUAUCAACAUAUUUUGCACAGGACAAAUUUGAAUUAGCAGAAAAAGAGAUAGGAUCCACAAUGAUACAGGUUGAAGAUAGCAUGGGCAAAGGAUCGUAUCAUAAGGCCGAGUUGAAUUACUUGCUUGGAAGCAUACUUCUUUUGAAGGCUAACUACAGAGGAAGUGAUCAUGCGUUCAGGGAGACUCAAAGACUUUUGAAAGCAUGCAUCGGUGAUCAGCAAAGUUCCCUGCAUUACCUUUUCCUUCUCACUUCCUCAAAGUUAGCAGAAAAAAGUCUAGCACAGAGAAGGCUCGAAGAAGCUGGAUUCAUUUAUGAAAAGCUCAUGGAAUCUCUUAAACGGACUGAGCUUGAUCUGCAAAACUCAGUUUGGGUCAGUGAAAUCAAAGAGAGGUACUUUUUCUUACUUGAGAGCCUUGGAAAUGUAGAUGAUGCAAUGAUACAACUUGAAGAGGCCCUGGAUAUACGUAAGCAGAUAUCUGGGCAUGAAAUCUCGUCAACAUUUCAUCUUUAUGUAUUUUAUGCUACGCAAGAGAUUUCGUUGGGCCGCUUUACCUCUGCAUACACCACGAUACAGCAUUUGGAUCAUAUCAAAAUCAAUUCUGAACUCUUCUUGAACUCGCAGGAAGCUGCCUUGGAGACUGUCAAGGCCAAAUUUACUUUUAUAAGAGAUGUGGACUUAGACAGAGCGGAGCAGCAUGCACGGCGAGCUUUGUUUCUGAAAGAAGAGAUCGAGGGUAAGGAGCAUCCGUCGGUCGCAUACGCGAAGGUCUUGUUGAGUAACAUCUUGAUUCAACGCAGAAAGUAUCAUGACGCCGAUGGCUUACUCCGUGCAGCUCAUGGCACAUUAACUAUCAUGUUUGGAAAAUCUUCGCCGCACAUAUCGGAUGUUCUCAGGAUUCAAGCUCAAAUGAUGAUCGCCAAAUUUGAUAUAGAGAGAGUAGAAGAGCCCUUGAGAGAAGCACUCAUUAACGACUCAAGUACAGAAAUCGCUGCGGCUUUCUUGGAAGGAAAGGAAGAUGUGACGUUGCCGAAAUUUGCAAAUGUUGUCAACAUCUUAGAGGAUUUGGAAGUAAUGGGAAACUUGUACAUUUUGAAAGGGAACUUUUCUGGUGCAUAUUUUGUCUACCGGCAAAUGAGCUUGUUGGCAGAGUAUAUCUUUGGUCUGAAUGUUAAUCAUCCGCUUACAGCUAAAGCCUUAAUUGGUUUAUCCAUGACGAAACAAAGAAGAGGUGAGUACGUGGAGGCUUAUGACCUUUGUAAACGGGGCGUGGAUAUGCUUGUUGGUAUGUUUGGCACAAGGCAUCCUCAAGUAUUUCGAAAUACAUUUCAUCUUCUCGAAAUUCUGGAACUAGCUGGAGAUUUUGCUGAAGCAGUAGAUCGUUGCAACAAUUUGAUGGAAGCAAUAGAGGGUAAUUCAGUUUUCUCAGAAAUUGAUUUGUAUCGUGUAGCAGCCUAUCGGGCAAGGUACGAAUACGAAAUGGGCGAAAAACAUAGGCCAUCACUGGAAUUGCGACGAUUAUUUUACAGCCUUGAAACAAGUAUUGGAUUCGGAUCCCUCCUGAAACCAAAGAAGGAUGAGCAGGGCAAAAAUGAAACUGAAGGUGUUGAACAUGAUUCCAUCCAGACCAACAUGAAACGACAGACAGUAGUUCUGCAGGCUCAGAUUUUGCUGUGGAUCGCCGAGCUUGAGUUGAGCAGUUUUCGCUUGGACAAGGCCCAAAAAUUGACCCUCGUUGCAAUGCAGAUCUUGAAAAAUUUUCGAAAAAUUGGAACACAUGUUUUGUUACAAGCCAAUUCCAUGCGAAGCAUGAUUCAAAUAUCAAAGGGGAAAUUUACCGAUGCUUUGAACAUUUUGAACUUUUCGGAAAGAGGAGAAAUAAGUGCGGUUUCGAACUCUGCUUUGAAGCAGAAUGGGGCGACGUCUCUCGUUGAUUUGCAGGCACUGAGUGCGACUGAAAAUCGACUCAAGUCCAGAAAUGCUCAUCGUGGCAAGACUCUAUAUUUACUGUCAGGACUUCUCACUCGAAUGGGCCUGUACGAGGAUGCCUAUCUCGCUUUGAGUAACUCAAGAGCCCUCCAUCUUGGGUUCAAUCCUUCAAGCCUGAAUUUACUUUACAUACAGCUUACUCAAGCAACCUUAGAUCUAGAUUGUGGGUUUGUCCAACCUGCACGAGAGGCUCUUGAAAGCGUGCUGGACAAGAGCAGAGGCCUUCAUAAUCAUCCAUUGCGUAUUGAAGCAUUCUGUGAAAUGUGCAGACUUGAAAUGAUUGAGAGGGACUUUCAACAAGCUGCAAGAAGAAUACAAGAAGGAAAUCGUGCGGUCGAUGACAACAUCAAUUUAGGGCUCACCCAAGCAAGAAAGAAACAUCGAUCUGAUGCAGCCGAAAAUGCCUUUCAGAAAAUAGGCAAAAAGUCAAAAAAUCUUGAAAAACUUCUUCGAGGUUUGAUGAAUUUUGCAUGGGAACAGAUUGCUACAGAAAUUCGAGAACAUCCCAUCAAAAGCUAUGCACAAGAGAUGAAUGCCAUCUUAGCUCUCAACAUUGGCGAUCUUAAGCAUGCAGAAAUGAUUGUCGACAAACUGAUUCAAGAAUACUCUCAACAAAAUCCAGCAUUAGCAUCAAAUGAAACUCACCCUCUUGUGGCCAAAUGUUGGACGAUCAAAGGAAAGAUCAGAUUCCGUAACGGUCUAUACAAAGAAUCGAUGACAUUGUUUGUCAAAGCGCUGAAAGGAAAAGAGCAUGGAGGCCUUGAUGCAGGCCAUACUUCAAAUGCAGAAGAUUAUGAAGGCAUAGCUCAAUGCUUUUGGUCUUUGGGUGACUAUAAUCAAGCAAUUCAAAAUUUUCGAAAAGCAAAAACACUUCGCAGAAAUGCUUCAAAGAAUGCCAAAACGAUAGAAUCAAUCGCCGUUGAUAUUUCAUUGUCGAUCACAUUUCUUGAGCAAGGCAGAAAUCGAAUUUAUGACGGAUCAACUCCCAACGACAAUCUUGACGAAUUGGGGAAAGUUGAACAUCUUCAGAAGAUGUGGUUUUUGCCUCAGACAGACGUAAAGGAGAGGGUCUUGUAUGAACAUUCUUUGCUUGAUGCGGCGUCUCGUUGUGCUGUAUUAGAAUUUGAAAAGGACGAUGUCUUGCUGGAGCGUGACAGUCCUAUGGAUUUCAUUCUGAUUGUUGUUCGUGGUGCAAUUCGAGUGGUUGGGGUAGACAACGAAGUGAUUAGAAUUGUGAGGGAAGGAGAGCUUUACGGUGAAUUCGAAAUGUUACUGCAGAUAUCGACACACAACUCGCUCUAUGCAUCCGAGGAUGGAAUAGCACUUGUAGUGACCAAAGAAGCAAUCAAACUCAUAUUUAGUUCAACUGCCAACAUGGUUCAUGAUGUUUGCAAGAAUUUAACUAUGGAAAUUCAAUUGACGAAAUCGUUUUCGAUUCCCGAUCUGAGUGACGGAGAGGGAAAUAUUCCGAUGGACGAAAUUGUGAAGAAUUUAAGGCAAAUGCUGCAAAUGGAUAACACGAUAGCUCGGUCAGAGUCAUCUGAAUUUGUGAAAUCUCAAUUUCGCAAUGCAAGUACGAAGCAACUGAGACGUAGUGUCAUCUUGCGAAGGGGAAGUGUGUAUGUCGAUGCUCUAGAUGAAGAAACAGGCAAGGAUGAGGAGACCCGUGUGGGGACUGACGACGUGACUUCCCUACUAAGAUCUUUGCAUAAGUUGACGCGCAAAAAAACCAGCUUACUAUCAGAGGCUCAUUUUGUCUACGGCCUGUUGUGUUCUAGUCAGUAUCGGUACCAUGCAGCUGCUCGAGAACUGCUCUCAUCCCUUCAAGCAUGCGGGGAGAAUUCCUUCGGCUCAUGCUAUUUCUCGAUAUCCCGCAUAUUAUUCGAAUAUGUCAGGGUCAUGGUUGUGUUGGGUAAACAGGAUGAAGCGAUUGAGGCUCUUCAAUUCCAUUCGACAAAACUUCUGCAGGUGAUCAGGAGUGAGCAUGUCGAAUUUUUCCUCAUCCACCUCGGUUACAUGCAUGUGUAUCUUUGCUUGGGGGAUCCAAUCAUGGCUGAACAAUCUCUGAUGUCAGCUCAACAGAUCAGUAAGAGUUUUUAUUCUGCCAGACACCCGAGGAUCAACUUGCUGUUAUCGUCAACAGCAAGACUCAGUCAGUUAAGAGGUCAGUACCACAAGGCCUUGGAAUGCUAUUACCAGUCCAUUGAGCUAAAAAAACUUGCUGGUUUUGACGAGUACCAUGCUUUGAUCGCUGAGGAUCAAGAGGGCAUUAGCAACUGCCUUGCCAUGCAAGGAAGAUACAGGGAAGCGGAUGAGGCGUUGGAAACCGCAAUCGCAGCAAGGUCGCAGAAGACGCAGGCAGAACGAGCAAAUCAGGCAAUACAAAUAUGCAAUCGGCUUUAUUGCCGAACGCACCCCCUUUACAUCGAACUGCUCUGCUUCAUGGUUGGAUUAAAUUUCAACUAUGGGAGGCACGACCAUAUGAUUCAGGAAGAAUUGGAGUCUAUAAUUACAGACAUGAAGCGAGCAUACCCCACUGGUCAUAUCCUCUACUACCUUGUUGAUGGUGCCAUUGGCAUUUUUGAGCGGAGAAAGCACAACACGUUUGGUGCCCUACUUCUCUUUCAACAAGCAAUACAAGGAUAUCAGUCAAUCCUUGAUAACAAAGAAGAAUAUUCAGACAAUUGGAAAUCAUUAUCUCUGAAGAUUGAGCUGAUAGGUGUCUUGUUGGAUUUGAACAUGAAUUUACAAGCUGCCAAAGAGGUCGAGGAUUACUUUCUUUCGAUUGAAGAAUUCUUCGCACAGAACUCUGAUGUUGAGUCCAUUCCAGAAUCAAAAUCUGAUAUGGACUUGAACGAUGACGUAGAAGGUGACGAGAUCGAGGAUGGCGGUGUGGUUUCAGAGGAAUCGCAGCAAAAAGCAGUUUUUGAUAUCCACAAUCUCUCAAAGGAUCCAGCCAAAAGCGAUGGUCAUGUCAAGAAGCAAUGGCUUGCUGUCCACCAAGUUGCAGGAGGAGAAUCCAAGAAAUUCAAAAUUGGAUCACGUCCGCACAACUCGAAGCUCGAUCCUUCCAUACCGGUACAGAGAGAUGCUGAUUCACUCAAUUUGACCAAUGACUCUGUGGACGGAGCGACAUCGGCACGUCAACUUCUUCCCACAUUAGAAGAAAGUCCAGAAGUGUGGGAGGGAAAUGCUGGAGAAAUACUUGAUUUCCGAUUCCCACAAUUGCUCGACAUCAUAUCGAAAGAGGGUCAGGACGGUGAUUCAAAAUUUCCUUCCUCACUGCACCAAAACAUCGAUGUCAUUUCAAUGGAAGAUAUGGUGGAGGGUUUGGGAAUCAACCAUUUCUUCCAAGGAGCCACUUUGGAAGAGCCAUGGGAAUGCCUGCAUGAAACUCAAUUCAAAGAGCUUCUUGUUGUUGAGGUCCCUGCUUUUCCUCUGCAGAUCGUUCUCUUGGUAAAGAUGUGUGCAUUUCAGUUUGCAUUGAAGAGUAUACGUCACUUCAGAGCUGUUGUUGGACAGGCAGGGAACAGUGACCAUCCAUUUCUCCUUGACAGCCAGCUGCUUGAAGCUAUCUGCCUCUGUGGCCUCGGUCAUUACAGCUCUGCAGAAAUUCUUCUGGAAAAAUGCUUCACAACAAGUGUCGAUGCACGUGUGCACGGAGAGCAACGAAUGAUUGAUUUUAGGCACGACGUGCUGAAGGCCAAGGGUGAGCUAAGUGAGCUCAAGCAGGACUAUGAGCGAGCAGCAGAGCUCUAUCUGCAAGCCGUGGAACCAUGGAUACAGCAGGGAGAGACUGACCACCCCUCCGUCAUAAAAGCGCAGAUGCAUGUUGCCAGAGUUCGCUGGAAAACAGGCAUGAUGAAUGAUUCCCUAAAUCAUGGCAUUGCAAGCUUGUCGCGCAUCGUAGGGCAGAAUCAUUUCGAUGUUGCAAACCUUGAGAUCGACCUCGCAGAUAUGAUGACUCGUUUUGAGCAUCUGCUUGAUGACGCCGAAAGCCUCUACUUGCAUGCCAGUGACAUCCUCCUUCAGACGACAGGAGAAGACCACCCGGUCUUCGCCCGCUGUUCAGUUGGACUUGCCAAUCUUUACGACAUUCGGGGACCAGCAGGGAAGAAAUAUGCCCAGGUCAUGACAAGCUUGACCAAGUCUCUGUCCACGAUUGUGAGAAUUUAUGGUCGCCGACACGCCAUGUUAUACCCCGUUCUGCAAACAUAUCAAGAGGUUUGUGAGAGAAGGCUUAUGCCUAACCAUGUUCGUUUUCUACAAGAGUGGGUGAUCGAGAUUUUAAUCAACACUAUUGGACACACCAGCGAAAGAGUAGAUGACGCAAAAAAUCGCUUGAUUGCGAUUUUGAUCAAGAAUGAAGACUUUCAGCGAGCUAGGACGUUGUUAGAUGAGAUGUUGGCAAAAAAAGAAGCGGCUUAUGGCAACUUGGACCAAAGCAUAUCGCAAAUCAUUCUUCGGAUUGUUGACCUUGAGAUGCAAGCUGCGGAGAGGAUUCAGAAUGAGCAGCAAGAAAAGGCCAUUUUGCAGAGCGUCAUUCCAUUGUUACAACGGUCCAUAUCAAUCAAGCUUAAUGCUCAUUCGCUGCAUGCCGAAGGAGGUUUCAACAGUGCAUGCUGCCCAGAGCUGAAGCGACUAGCAAGAGUUCACGCAUUGCUGCUGGAAUGGAAGAAUUGCGAGUACUACAUGGGCAAGGCAGUUCAACUCCUUACGAAUGAGAUGAAUCAGGCCAGAGAUGCGUCUUGUCGGAUUUCUCAACAUCAGCAGAAGUUGCAUGAGUCAGCAAAGGAACAUUUUCGCGGUGCCGUGAUCGAGCUAGCCGAUUGUCUCCGCCUUCUGGGGAGCUUCAUGGGGGAGAAAGGAAGCAUUCUUGAGGCCUGCGAGGCCUAUGAACAAGCGCUUUCAUUGCUUCGGAGUGAACUUGGUAGUGACCAUCCGCAGUGUGAGGCUAUCAGGUCAACACUUGCAUCUUUACAUCGGGCACAGAAAGCAUACACGCAAGCUCAGAAGCUCUUCUGA